GGCCGCUCCGCGCCGGGCCCCACACCGGCGCCGUAACCGGCCUUCAGGACGCCCCGCCUCCUAUAAAAGCGUCCGGCGGGAGAAGACGAGCAGUAUUCAAGUCGAAGCCCUCCCGAUCAUCACAAUGAAGCUGGUCAUCGUCGCGUGCGCCCUGCUGGCCGUGGCCCUCGCCCGGCCCCAGCAGCUCCAGCAGCAGCCCCAGCAGUACAAGCCCCCCGUGCCCAUCCUCUCCCAGGACGCCGAGCUCAGCAUCGACGGCUCCCACCACUCCAGCUUCCAGACCGGCGACGGCGUGAGCCGCUCCGAGAAGGGCGUGCAGAAGCAGCUCGGCGCCGGCGACCAGGGUGAGGCCAUCCAGGGCCAGGUGUCCUGGACCGACAACGACGGCCAGCAGCAUAGCCUCACCUACACCGCCGACGAGAACGGCUACCAGCCCCAGGGUGACUUGGUGCCCGCCAUCCCAGCCGCGAUCCAGCGCGCGCUCGAGUGGAACGCCGCCCACCCCGAGGAGGAGGACCCCAAGGACAGCCAGAGGCAGUAAGGAGGACUCCUCGCCGCUCUGACCCGCCGACCCCACGACUUCCACCCGACACUGCGACCCACCUGUCUUCGGUGGCCUUCCGAGUCGCGAAGGUGCCGCCGGCGCCGGACUCUGAUGAUGACCCCGGCCAGGACCGCCCCGCCGCGCUCGCCGACCGCCACCGCCAGAACUGAUAAUUAACGCUUUAAAUUGUGAUAAGUUUUGCAGCCAAGCCAAUCAUUGGCAUGCCAUUUGGAGAAUGACCUUGUUUUGACUGUGUGAAAAUAAAAACUGACGAUCUCCAACCUUCA
Molecule: messenger RNA, 831 nt
Organism: Frankliniella occidentalis (western flower thrips)
Lineage: Eukaryota; Metazoa; Arthropoda; Insecta; Thysanoptera; Thripidae
Product: endocuticle structural glycoprotein SgAbd-3-like
Exons: 3
Coding region: 125-541 (138 amino acids)
Cellular component (GO): chitin-based extracellular matrix
Molecular function (GO): structural constituent of chitin-based larval cuticle
Source: RefSeq, a predicted model, not a curated record